AGGUACCUGAUAAACAAGGGCAUGUACAAUACCUAACCUUGUUCAGGUGCUGAGCUCCCCAUCAACCCCAUCGACUCCAACAACUCCAAUAACUCCAAUGAGCUUUAAACUUAUAUCACUGCCUAACCUCCAUAUAACGACAACCAACAGGCAGCACUGCGGCCUGUCGCGACUCUACCGAUUCAACAUGCCAGAAUAGAUCUCCAGAUGUCGCUAGAAGAAGCAACAAACGGCUUUGUUGCCGCCAACGGCGUGCACGACCUUACUGUCGAGAGCCUACCUAUCUUCGACGUCGAACCCGUACAACUUCAAUUCUCCAUCGCCGCCGACUUCGUCGCUGCCCAGGUUGCCAAUAAUGUGCUUGUCCUAGCUUUGUCAAACGGGCGCAUCUUGCGCAUAGAUUUAAACCGCCCGGAAGAUAUAGAUGACAUCGACCUUCCCAGACGAGUUUCCGAAGUAGGCAUUAUACGGCGCAUGUUCCUCGAUCCCACCGCAUCUCAUCUUCUCAUAUGUACAUCUCUCGGCGAGAAUUAUUACUUGCAUACCCAGUCACGCCAGCCGCGGCCUCUGAGCAGGUUGCGGGGAGUCUCUGUCGAGUCAGUUGCUUGGAACCCCUCUCUGCCCACCGCCACCACAAGAGAAAUCCUAAUAGGGGCCUCGGAUGGAAAUGUAUACGAAACAUUUAUUGAAACGUCAACGGAAUUUUACCGGAAAGAGGAGAAAUACAUAAAAGUGCUACACAAAUACCCCGAUGGACCAAUUACGGGACUCUGGGUUGAUAACAUGGGCGGGAAGGUCGAUGUGAGAAGGGUGGUUAUAACUACGCAGAGCCGCAUACUUCAUCUUGUGGGAAAGGUUGGUCGAAGUAGUCAUGACGGGAGCGGCUCGACCUAUACCAGAUUAUUCGACUCCGAGCAGCCUAUUAUACAUGAAAUUUCACGAGGCUCGACUACCGCUCCUUCGAUGCUUGCUAUCUCACCAGAUCCCCCCAAUUCUCAGAUUUAUGAGGAUACCGUCCCAGACCGAGCCUUUGCGUGGCUUUCUUCACACGGUGUUUAUCAUGGGAAACUUCUAACGGCCCCAAUCAACAAUGACCUUGGGAACAAGGUAUUUGCCGAAUCGAAACUCCUAUCAAGGUCGCAAGUUGUCUCGACAGAGACGUCGGGACGGAAAAAGACCCCGGCAGACUCUAUUGAUGCCAUCGCGUUAACUCAAUGGCAUAUCAUUGGCUUGAUCGGCGGUCGUAUCGUAGCAGUAAACCGAUUAACAGGGUCGGUUGUAUUCGAUCAACUAAUCUUAGACCAGGGACAGAAAGCCUUAGGUCUAUAUAUCGACCAGCAGAAAAACACAUUCUGGCUGUUUACCGCGCAGGAGAUAUUCGAGAUCGUUGUCAGAGAUGAGGAUCGUGACAUAUGGCGAAUUAUGCUACAACGACAACAGUUCGAUAUGGCUAUGCAAUAUGCUCAUAAUCCUGCGCAAAAAGAUGCUGCUUCAAUCGCGUCUGGUGACUACCUCGUUGAGAAAGGGCUAUUCGUCGAGGCUGCUGGUGUAUAUGGGAAAAGUAGCAAACCGUUCGAAGACGUUGCGCUUAUCUUUAUUGAUCAUGAUCAAAAUGAUGCUUUACGGAAAUACCUUAUCACAAAAUUAACGACAUAUAAAAAGUCCUCCACGAUGCAGAGAAUGAUGAUAGCGACGUGGCUGGUCGAGAUUUUCAUGGCAAAACUGAAUUCUCUGGAGGAUUCCAUUACUGUUGAAGCCGAGUCAACUGGUAGAAACGCAAAGGAGUCACGGCACCAACUCAACGCAGUUCGAAGCGAGUUCCAAGAUUUUGUCAGCAGGCAUAAAUUCGACCUCGACCGCAAGACAACGUACGAUGUCAUUAGUAGCCAUGCUAGAGAAGAUGAGCUUCUAUUUUUUGCCGAUGCGGUAAACGACUAUAACUAUGUUCUAUCAUAUUGGGUACAGAGGGAGCGAUGGACGGAGGCUCUGAACGUGCUCAAGAAGCAAACAGACCCAGAAGUCUUCUACCGGUAUAGCAGCGUAUUAAUGACACAAGUUGGACACGAGCUCGUCGAGAUCAUGAUGCGGCAUCCUAAACUUGAACCGCGCAAAAUCAUUCCAGCGCUCCUCGACUACAACAGGAGUUUCAAGGGAACACUCCUCCAGAACCAAGCUAUCCGGUAUCUACAGUUCGUUAUCAACCAGCUUCAUUCUACUGAUGCGGCUGUUCAUAACACCCUUGUCUCCAUCUACGCGUCACAUGCGUCCAAAGAUGAAUCGGGACUCCUGGCGUAUCUCGAAUCGCAAGGCGAAGAACCUCACUUCGAUCCAGAUUUUGCCCUUCGGCUGUGUAUCCAGCACAAGCGCACCCUCUCGUGUGUACAUAUUUACACGAAUAUGGGACAAUACGUCCAAGCUGUGGACCUCGCAUUAUCACACAACGAAAUAGAGUACGCUUCUAUAAUAGCAGACAGGCCUAUGUCCAAUCCUGCUCUUCGAAAGAAGCUGUGGCUUGCAGUAGCUCGCAAGGUCAUCUCACAGUCCAACGGCAUAAAGACGGCUAUUGAAUUUCUAAAACGCUGCGACCUCCUUAAGAUUGAGGACUUAAUUCCCUUUUUCCCUGACUUUGUCGUCAUAGAUGACUUCAAGGAUGAAAUAUGCGACGCGUUAGAGGAUUAUUCGCGCAAUAUCGACAGCCUGAAGAAGGAGAUGGACGAGAGCUCUCAAACCGCUGCCAAUAUCAAGAUCGACAUUGCCGGACUCGAUCACCGCUACGCCAUCGUCGAGCCAGGAGAGAAGUGCUACGUAUGUACCUUACCACUACUUAGCAGGCAGUUUUUCGUCUUCCCGUGCCAGCAUGCCUUCCAUUCCGACUGCCUCGGGAGAAAGGUGCUAGAGCAGGCGGGUGUUAGCAAGAGCAGACGCAUCAAAGAAUGCCAGGUACAGAUUAGCAAAGGUCUCGUCAGCGGCGCUAGGAAGGACGCCAUGGUCGCGGAACUAGACGCCUUAGUGGCUUCAGCAUGUAUCCUGUGUAGCGACUACGCUAUCAAACGCAUUGACGAGCCCUUUAUUACGGUGGACGACGAUAAGACCGAGUGGGCUCUGUAAUAUGGAUUGGGGAUCGUUACUCGUUAACUCAUUACUCAUAAGCCUAAUGAUACUUCUUGUGAUAUGUUUGCUAGUGGCGCCGUGGCGGUGUUGUAUAUCAAAUAGGAUUGUGUCCUCCUUGUUGUCCCGAAAGAUCCGAUAGCACGUUAGAGAAAUUGAUACCCAGUUUAUAUAACCUCAAUUUUUGUUUUUUUGUCUUGAUAAUGAUAUUUUGUCGAUAUCGUAAAUUACCUA
Molecule: messenger RNA, 3342 nt
Organism: Daldinia caldariorum
Lineage: Eukaryota; Fungi; Ascomycota; Sordariomycetes; Xylariales; Hypoxylaceae
Product: Pep3/Vps18/deep orange family-domain-containing protein
Exons: 3
Coding region: 208-3108 (966 amino acids)
Biological process (GO): vesicle-mediated transport; organelle fusion; vacuole organization
Cellular component (GO): HOPS complex; endosome
Molecular function (GO): protein-macromolecule adaptor activity
Source: RefSeq, a predicted model, not a curated record